AUGUCGCAACCCACAACGAUCGGCGCCGCGCUCCCUCCGGAGUACUCCGCAGACCCCGCCAGCGUCAAGGAGACGCUGCCCCCGGACACGCUCCGCUUCGCGGGCCGCUUCAUCCACUCCGCCACCUCCGUCAACGCCGAGUCCGGCCUCUACGAGAUCAACUGCCAGAUCGACUUCCUCCGCGAGACGGACCGCAAAGUCGAGUUCAGCCGCAUCGACUACAAACUAAACCGACGAGGCGCCGGCGCCGCCGCCGCCGACUCCACCACGACGUCCGCCCCAGAGAUCGUCGCCUACCCCAAGCACGCCUUCAACAUCGAACGCCCGCCCCUGGUCCUGCAGGAACCCUUCGCGUACUACCUCCGCCCCGUCUCCCGCAGCGGCCUGGGUCUGAUCGGGAUCCGGUUCGCCAAGGUCGGCAAGAGCCUGUGCAAGGCGUGGCACGUGAGGAGGAAGGCGGGGUCCGUGAGCGAGUACGAGAUGCGCGAGCUGCUCUUCGACGCGAGGAUGAAUAACAAGGUGGUCGACUGGCUCGACGGGUCCGGCGCGCGGCUGGCGGUCGAGGAGGCGAGGGACGGGAUGUACAGUCUGAACAUCCUGACGCCGCUGGAUCGGGCGCAGAGGGAUGCGCUUGUCGCGACGUGGUGCGUGAGGCGGUGGGAGAUGAAGGCCGUGGAGUUUCAUCAGAAACGCACGUGGAGAGAUAGGAAACACAUCAUGGAGACUUGCACCCAGGGCUUACCGGGUAGAGGGGAGGGGCUUGCUAGGUAG
Messenger RNA from Colletotrichum karsti, 771 nucleotides. RefSeq lists its product as uncharacterized. Bases 1 to 771 code for a protein of 256 amino acids. The transcript has 2 exons. The record is from RefSeq and is a predicted model, not a curated record. Lineage: Eukaryota; Fungi; Ascomycota; Sordariomycetes; Glomerellales; Glomerellaceae.